Messenger RNA from Gastrolobium bilobum, 534 nucleotides. RefSeq lists its product as uncharacterized. The record is from RefSeq and is a predicted model, not a curated record. Bases 1 to 534 code for a protein of 177 amino acids. The transcript has a single exon. Lineage: Eukaryota; Viridiplantae; Streptophyta; Magnoliopsida; Fabales; Fabaceae.
AUGAGUGCUAGAAGGAGAUACCUAAAGGAGGUCAUGUCGGUUAGAGACAAACCUACCUUCAAAGGGAAAGCUGAUAAGCCCGACCUCCCCACGUUAUUUUUUACUGAAGAAGACCUACAAAAGGACGUCACAGGCCACACCGAUGGCUUAGUAAUUAUUGGGAUACUAGUUAAUUGCCAGGUCAAGAGAAUUUUCAUUGAUUCUGGAAACUCAGCCGACAUACUUUUCUGGAAUGCUUUCCAGAAGAUGAACUUAGAUGAGCAAGACUUGAAACCAUGUGUCACUGAGCUGAUUGGUUUCAAUGGAGAACCGUCUCCCCCAAAGGGUUACAUUGACCUAAAGUUAACUUUGGGUACCAAGGAGGCAUUCCGAGCUGGCAGAGUCCGAUUUUUCGUAGUGGAUGCAACCUCAUCUUACAAUGUAAUCACUGACCGACCUACGAUCCAUGAACGGGACAUGAUAGUCUCAUCAAAGCAUCAAGCACUAAAGAUGGUGGGGUCAAAAAAUGAAGUCGUUACCAUAAGAGGAGACUAG